AUGAGAAGGGAAUCUGAGGUUGAAGAUUCAGACAAGCUUCAAGGUAUACAUGAACCUCGAACUGCAUGUAAAACAAAUUCACCCGACCGGCUUCAGAAAGGUGAAACUGUGAAGGAAUGUGCUGACACAGGGAACAUAAAUGAUAGCAAAUGUUGUCCUGUGGAAAACAAAAUUGAUGAAAAUGAACAAAUAGAAUCCAGUACGUCACUUGGAAAUGCUCGUCUCGAGACCGAUGUGCCACCCGGGUUUUCAUAUUCAGACAAAGGUAAAAAGUUGCCUGUGCCUGAAGAUUCUCUUCAAAGUGGCAAAGACUGUCCCAAGACAGUACAUGCAGGGGCUGUUUGGGACAUCUUUCGUAGGCAGGAUGUGCCCAAAUUAAUGGAGUACUUGCAAAAGCACUGGAAAGAAUUUCGCUAUUAUACAAUGUCGCCUUCGUAUUCUGUUGUUCAUCCUAUUCAUGACCAGACUUUUUAUAUGAAUGAGAAGCACAAGAAACAGUUGAAGGAGGAGUUUGAUGUAGAACCUUGGACGUUUGAGCAAUACCUUGGUGAGGCUGUGUUCAUUCCCGCUGGGUGCCCACAUCAAGUGCGGAACAGACAGUCCUGUACGAAAGUCGCUGUGGACUUUGUAUCCCCUGACAACGUUCAAGAGUGUAUCAACUUGACAAAGGAGUUUCGUUUGCUUCCUCAAUAUCAUAGAUCUAAGCAAGAUAUAUUAGAGGUGAAGAAGCUGGCUGUUUUUGCUGCAAGUGUUGCCACCACUGAAGCGAGAACUCUGAUGUUAAAAUUAAAGAAUGCUGAUGAAUCAAAUUCUCGUGAUCCACACAGCGCAAUAGGGCAACAACCGGGGCAAGCUGUUGUAGUUUGA
This is a messenger RNA of Fraxinus pennsylvanica, 867 nucleotides long. The record is from the annotation of a GenBank genome assembly. Lineage: Eukaryota; Viridiplantae; Streptophyta; Magnoliopsida; Lamiales; Oleaceae.